Zerene cesonia (dogface butterfly) is the source of this 2242-nucleotide messenger RNA. RefSeq lists its product as uncharacterized. NCBI's taxonomy places the organism in Eukaryota, Metazoa, Arthropoda, Insecta, Lepidoptera, Pieridae. The coding region runs from base 113 to 2242 and encodes 709 amino acids. Gene Ontology annotation, molecular function: protein binding. The transcript is spliced from 16 exons. The record is from RefSeq and is a predicted model, not a curated record.
AUAAACACAGGUCGGCUGAGAAACUGUUGCUGAUAAAUAUUCGCUUAUUUUUUUUACAAAAAAAUGUGUUCUAAAUACAACGGCAGCAUACGAAAAACAACUUGACAGUGCUAUGAAUCCUUUAAAUAUUGCAGAAUGGUCCCCAGACCAAGUAGCGGAAUGGAUGUCGGGUUUGGGGCCUAUGGUCGCACAGUAUGCGCCAGAACUAUUAAGCAGAGGUGUAAAUGGAACUAAACUAUUGACCCUACGAUGUGACGAUCUUGAAUAUCUUGGUAUCAGGAUCAUUGGACACCAGGAGCUGUUGCUAGAGGCUGUGGAACAUUUACGGAACUUUCACUAUGAGAUAUCGCGCGAGUGCGUGCAGCAGCUCGCGCUGCGCGUGUCGGCCGCGGCCGCGUCGCUGGCCCGCGCGCUGCGCCACCACGCCGACACGCGCCUCGAGACGCACUCGCUGGCAGAUGUCGCGCGGACGGUGCAAGCUGUCAAGCCGCUGGUUUGCUGGUUGGAUAGGUGGCCGCUGUGCUCGGGCGCGCCGCUGGCGGAGCGCAAGGCGGCGCUGCUGAAGCUGUCGCUGGAGGCGGCCACGUGCGCGCAGCGCGACCGCUUCGCCGAGCAGCCCGCGCGCGCCGUGGCCGCCGCCGCCGCCGCCGCUGCCGCCACCGCUGACUACAUCAUACAGGACGUGUCCGACCCGAUGAUCCUGCAGCCGGCGUGGGUGGACACGGUGUCGCUGAAGCAGGGCGGGCGCGCGCUGGGCUUCCAGGUGGUGCCGUCCUUCUGCGGCCACCACCAGCUCGCGCACAUCCGCUUCGGCUCGCCCGCGCACGCCUCGGGCCACGUGCACGAGGGGGACGAGAUCGUGCAGGUGGGCAACACGUGCUUCUUCUUCUUCAAACUUCUCGACUUCGAAGAGGGGAAGAUGCCUCGCACGACGCUGGCGGAGGGCGACAGCGCCGUCUUGGGCGAGUGUAGAUCCAGCGACGGCGCGUCGCUGGCCGAGCCCAGCACGAUGUCCCCGUCGCGCCCGCCCACCGCGUCGUCCCGGCGCCCCAGCGUGUCGUCGCGCCGGCUGCUCGGAGCGGGCUCCGGCUCGCCGUUGAUCGGCGGCAGCUCCCUGGGCUCCGUGAACACGAGCUGGAUGUCGUGUUUGAGCGCGCGCGCGGACUGCAUGAUCUACCUGGAGGGCUGCACGGUGAGCGCGGCGGGCGAGGUGAAGUCGCGCGCGCACGCCUUCAAGGUGUACCACACGGGCACCGCCGUGUACUUCGCCGCCGCCUCGCGCGACGCCAUGCUGGCCUGGAUCCAGCUCGUGCACCGCGCCACGCUGCUGCCGCCCACGCUGCCCGCCAACACGGACUUCAAGCAGUUCUCAGAAACAGAUUACUCGGAUACCGAGUCGGAAACGGAGAGCUCCGAAAGGAGAGAGAAAGACAGGGAGAAGGAGAAAGAGAAAGAGAAAGACAAGUCCAAGUUUGGUUCUUUAAAGAAACUGACUCAGAGGAGCGGUCGGAGUGAGAGUCAGGAGAACGUUAGCCAGCCAGCUUCGAGUUUGGACAGGAAAUACUUGCGGUUCUUCUCGCGGGCUAAAGCAAAAGACGACCCAAAGAAUACCAAGAACAAGCAGUCGAUCCCAACGCCCACGGAGCAGUACCGCAGCCUCGACUUCGAGAAGAGCGACUUCGUGGCGAGGCCCAGCAUCCAGCCGCGGCCCAAGCACAAGCCGGAAAAGCUGGUUGGCUUCGUAACCCUCGAGGAGUUCAUGCUGAAGAAGCAGGAGGAGGAGCGGCGGCAGGUGUACUCGGAGCGCGUGCUGCUGGGCGUGACGGAGCGGCGCGAGCUGCAGCGCCGCCUCGACCGCAUCGUGCCCGACGUCAUCUACGGCGAGCUGGACCCGCCCCACCCCCACGCCCACUCCCACUCCCACUCCCAGCCACACUCCAGGCCCGCCGGCGACGGAUAUGAAAAGAUUGUAUUUCCUGAUGAGCGAACUGACAAUAACCGACAAGAGUCGUUCAGAAAAAAGGAGAAGGUACAUCUAACUACAUCGAAUUCUGGACAAACACAAACGACCACAGAAAGUUCGGGCGGAGCGAGCGUGUCUCGCCUGAGGCUCAUGUUUGGAGGAAGACAGGAGGAGGGGCGCGCGCGCGCGGGGCAGUACCCGCACCUGCAGUGCCCGCCCACCUUCCAGCCCGAGACCUACUCGCUGGCGCGCCUCGCGCCGCCGCCCGCCCCGCCCUGA